AUGAUAGUACAUAUUAAGUAACGUAAUUUGCUUUUUACUCUAUUUUCUUUGGGAUUUUUCCCUUCUAGUCACUCACCUUCAGUACCCUCCAAGAAAACACGUGCUGCAUCUAGUAACUACAUAUCUUCAACAAUCUGUGGAUCAUGGCUUCGUCUAAUUUAAUUUGUGAUACUGAGUCUUGGAAGGAGUUGCGAGCUCAUGUUGAUGAUAUUAACAAUACUCAUUUGCGUGAUUUGAUGAAUGACACUAAUCGGUGCCAAUCAAUGAUGGCGGAGUUUGAUGGGAUCCUGCUGGAUUACUCGAGACAACGAGCCACCCUUGACACUUUGAAUAAGCUCUUCAAUUUAGCUGAGGCAGCACAUGUCAAGGAGAAGAUUAUUCGGAUGUUCAAUGGAGAGCAUAUAAACAGCACAGAGAACAGAUCCGUUCUUCAUGUUGCACUGCGUGCUCCAAGGGAUGCAGUCAUGAAUAGCGACGGGAAGAAUGUUGUACCUGAGGUUUGGCAUGUACGUGAUAAGAUCCGAAACUUCUCUGAGAGGGUUCGCAGUGGUACCUGGGUUGGAGCCACAGGAAAAACAUUGAUAGAUGUUGUAGCUAUUGGUAUAGGUGGCAGUUUCUUAGGCCCUUUGUUCGUACACACAGCACUUCAGACAGAACCGGAGGCUAGUGAGUGUGCAAGAGGGCGUCAGUUGCGAUUUCUCGCAAAUGUUGAUCCAAUUGAUGUAGCCAGAAAUAUAACAGGCUUGAACCCUGAAACAACUCUAGUUGUGGUGGUCUCGAAGACUUUUACUACUGCCGAGACAAUGCUAAAUGCCCGUACACUGAGGGAAUGGAUCUCCUCUGCACUAGGCCCUCAGGCAGUUGCAAAGCAUAUGGUUGCAGUUAGUACCAAUCUUAAGCUUGUAGAACAAUUUGGUAUUGAUCCAAAUAAUUCAUUCGCUUUCUGGGACUGGGUUGGAGGACGAUAUAGUGUCUGCAGCGCAGUUGGAGUAUUGCCUCUUUCUCUACAAUAUGGAUUUCCCAUUGUUGAGAAAUUUCUGAAGGGAGCUUCAAGUGUUGAUCAGCAUUUCUUCUCAGCACCAUUUCAGAAAAAUAUACCUGUGAUUUUAGGCUUGCUGAGUGUGUGGAAUGUUUCAUUUCUUGGAUAUCCAGCAAGAGCAAUAUUACCCUAUUCUCAAGCAUUGGAGAAGUUGGCACCUCAUAUUCAACAGGUCAGUAUGGAGAGUAAUGGGAAAGGGGUGUCUAUUGAUGGUGUCCCUCUUCCUUACCAGACCGGUGAAAUUGAUUUUGGUGAACCAGGGACGAAUGGCCAACACAGCUUUUACCAAUUAAUUCACCAGGGUCGUGUUAUUCCUUGUGAUUUUAUUGGUGUUGUUAAGAGUCAGCAACCUAUUUACCUGAAAGAUGAAGUGGUGAGUAACCAUGAUGAGCUCAUGUCGAACUUCUUUGCGCAGCCAGAUGCCCUUGCUUAUGGGAAGACACCAGAGCAGUUGCAAAAGGAGAAUGUUCCUGAGCAUCUUGUUUCUCAUAAGACAUUUUCUGGAAAUCGACCUUCUCUAAGUAUACUACUUCCAUCAUUGAAUUCUUAUAACAUUGGACAGUUACUGGCCAUCUAUGAGCACAGAGUUGCAGUCCAAGGCUUUGUAUGGUGUAUCAAUUCUUUUGAUCAGUGGGGUGUGGAGCUAGGAAAGUCUCUAGCGACUCAAGUCAGAAAGCAAUUUCAUGCAUCUCGUAAGAAAGGAGGAUUUGUUGAAGGCUUCAAUUUCAGCACCAAAACAUUGAUAACAAGAUAUAUCGAGUCAGUCAUGCGGCCAAUGCCGGGUUGGUGUGCUCAAGUGGGUAUCAUUUUAAGUUGUUGGCAAUACAAAUGGUUAAGGGAUAUGCUUCCAGAAAGAACUUAUUUGUGGCCUUCACCCCCACCCCACCCGUCCCUAAUUUUUUCUCGUGUGUACACUUGACCUUCGAAAUCUAAAUAUUAUGUACAUUUGUUUGUGGGUUCCAUUUGUAAAAAUAAUGGUUUUUGAACUUGCAAAUCAGUGUCAGUUUGCGAAAGUGCACAAAGUAUAAACUUGAAGGUGGAAUAUUGAAUUUUCAAUUGGAUACAGCUGCGAAGGUGAAUUUCAAGUAA
This is a messenger RNA of Capsicum annuum, 2128 nucleotides long. Its product is annotated as glucose-6-phosphate isomerase, cytosolic 2B. Gene Ontology annotation, cellular component: cytosol. The transcript has 24 exons. The record is from RefSeq and is a predicted model, not a curated record. Lineage: Eukaryota; Viridiplantae; Streptophyta; Magnoliopsida; Solanales; Solanaceae. Gene Ontology annotation, molecular function: monosaccharide binding; glucose-6-phosphate isomerase activity; carbohydrate derivative binding. Gene Ontology annotation, biological process: gluconeogenesis; glucose 6-phosphate metabolic process; glycolytic process. The coding region runs from base 144 to 1958 and encodes 604 amino acids.